Molecule: messenger RNA, 1082 nt
Organism: Branchiostoma floridae (Florida lancelet)
Lineage: Eukaryota; Metazoa; Chordata; Leptocardii; Amphioxiformes; Branchiostomatidae
Exons: 1
Coding region: 164-922 (252 amino acids)
Cellular component (GO): membrane
Source: RefSeq, a predicted model, not a curated record
ACGCCCAGGUACCAUAUGGUACAGGGAUCGUGACGUCACUAGGUCACCUGCACCGCAAAUAACGACCUUGAAACAUUCUACCCUUACGAGGCCACGCACUGACUUUCCUCAACUCUGUCCAGAAUCCAGAUUCUAUCGUACGACGGCCAGAUCCUAUCGUACGAUGGCUUACAACGGGAAGGCGAUAUCGGGGAUCGGGUGGACUCUCGUAGCUCUCGGUACAAUUAACAUCAUUCUCGGGAUCACGGCGGUUGCCAUGUUCGCAAGCAAGGACAGAGCUCCCGUGGCGCAUCUGAUCGGUGCUCCUAUCUGGAGCGGAGCGUUCGUACUAGCCACCGGGGUGGUAGGGGUGUUCAGCGGAAGAAAGCCUACCAACAAAUGUUGGAUUGUGGCCCUUCUUGUUAUGGGAAUCUUGGCUAUCAUAUUGGCUGUUACGUGCUUCAGCUUCGCAAUCAUUGGAGCUGUCGUGGAUGAAGGACAGUGCUACAACUACGUAUACGGUGGAGACGAUCAACACGGUGGCAUCACCAUCAUACCUUGUGGACCUUCUGUUGUCGCCCUACACGCUACGAAUGCUAUUCUAGCUUUUGUUGAGGUUGUGUUGGGGUUUGUGGUGUCCAUUAUGUGUUGUUGCGGUUGUUGUGGCCUGCCUGCAUCACAGGGUAACAACGCUGCCCCAACGGUUCUGUACAAUCAAGGUGCAGUACCUGGCGGUUUCGUAAUGAUGCCCACUGGCGCUGUUGGAACUCAACCUAUAGGAACUCAGCAGAUUUUCAUCGCUCAGGAUCCAAACGGUGCACAGGUGCCGGUACAGGUGUAUUACACAGGAACUCCACAGCCGUAUCACCUGCAGUAUGCACCUGCGACUACAGGAGGCGCAAAUGCACCGCCCGCAGAAACUCAAGUAGAUGGAGCGAAUUAAUGUUUAACUAAACAUUAAAUUUGCUUGUUGUAGUUACAGACAGGAUGUUUGAACACCGAUUCAGUCCGUUUGCUGUGUUAUUUCAUACCGUUCGUUCAGGUGUGCACGUACACCAUGUAUAAUUGGGAAAAUUCAUACACUGGACGGUGUUUGUUUGUCA